Molecule: messenger RNA, 561 nt
Organism: Fusarium vanettenii 77-13-4
Lineage: Eukaryota; Fungi; Ascomycota; Sordariomycetes; Hypocreales; Nectriaceae
Exons: 3
Coding region: 1-561 (186 amino acids)
Source: RefSeq, a predicted model, not a curated record
AUGGAUGCUCCGGGGAGGAUCUCAUGGAGCCCUUCGUCGUCAAAGAAUAACAGGGAGUUUGAGACGGCUAUCAAGAAGAUCGCGAAGCUCGCAUCGGGGAACCUAGACCAACCUUACCUCGCGUGUACCUACACAGAAGGGAAAUUUCGCGCUGAUCUGUCAGGUAUUGGCAAUUCUGAUAAUUUUGCCAAGGUGGCGGCGAACAACGAGAUACAAGGCCUAUGUCAGACGAUGAUCGACGUUUGUCAGAAGGGCCUCGAUCACCCACCUGGUGGUUUGCCGAUACAAGAUAUCAUGGACUAUGAGAGUGACUUGAUCGAAUGUGCCAAAACCGUAUACAUGAUAGAGGGAAAAUGGGCCCUCAAUAUUAACCGCCUCUCGCCGUUAACCUUUGGUGGUGCUUCUCUGUUGAACGGAGAUGAAGUUAUUAUCAAAGUGGAAUCAGGUGACGAGAAAGAAUGUCUAUUCAAGCUGUUCAAAAUGCUUUGUGAAAAUGGCCUAGAGCCCCCCACCGAGGGGUUGGAAAAAAAAGAGCUUCGCGCUGACCUAGACCAAAGUUGA